AUGGCGAUCCAAUCGCCGAACACCUCGGUGACGUCACGAGGUGUCGAAGAAGCCGUUGAUGACGUGGCAGAAGACGUCGAGGCGGAUCUCGAGUUGGCAGUGGUAGAAGUGAUUGUGUUGGGACUGGAAGAUGUGCUGAAAAAGGAGAAGGAUUGGCAAAGCUCUAGGAAAAAGUUAGUCAGCUAUUCGAUUUGAUCGUUUCCAUCCAUGAUGACAGCUUUCAGAUGACGUGGAAAAGAUGCUGCAGAAGAAGAAGAAACUGCAAAAAAAGGUCAACGCCCCAGACCCCCUCGCUAUCAAAACUAACCUGAUUGAACUGAAAGUUGUUGGUGAAGUUGGAAGACUUGGCGCCAAGCCCUGA
Molecule: messenger RNA, 361 nt
Organism: Caenorhabditis sp. 36 PRJEB53466
Lineage: Eukaryota; Metazoa; Nematoda; Chromadorea; Rhabditida; Rhabditidae
Source: the annotation of a GenBank genome assembly